Exophiala oligosperma is the source of this 880-nucleotide messenger RNA. RefSeq lists its product as uncharacterized. The record is from RefSeq and is a predicted model, not a curated record. Lineage: Eukaryota; Fungi; Ascomycota; Eurotiomycetes; Chaetothyriales; Herpotrichiellaceae. The transcript has a single exon. The coding region runs from base 312 to 644 and encodes 110 amino acids.
CACAAUCAAUUGCUCAACAUUCUGUCAUGACACUCUCCUUUCCCUAUGUUGACUAGAUACAUCACAAUGACCAAGUAUAUAACGAUGGCGACUUACUAUUGUCCAGCCCGAACAAGUUUGUCGACAAUUAUGAUGUUCACAGUGAGAGGAGGUGUUUUGCAACAUCUACACAACGCCAAACCCUCGAUCCCGGAAACAUGACAUGUUCAACCGACUCCAUCACAUUUCAUUCAUCAUGAUCGUUAAUAGUAACACCAAAUCCAACUUCGAGCAAGACUGCGAGACUAUCAAGAGGCUGACAUGUCAGCGAGAUGAUGUCGAUGAGGUGUAAUGUGGACUAUGAACAGGGAGUAUCAUACCUGAGGUACAUCACCGACGAAGCAUACGAUCAGAGACGAGCAGCUCCUUGUUCGACCUUGUUGAUCAAGCAUGUACAUCCCUUGGAGAUGGACAACAUGUUCUUGUCGGGACGAUUGAAGAUGGCCGAUUGCUCGGCAGGACCUUCAUCAAGGAACCUCUCCAUGGUACCACCACCACCGACACGAGAAGGCUGUCGAGGCAAGGACAGGUCAAGGAGACGACCAUGGUAUGAGCAGGAGCGAGGACCGGUAGAGGACUCUGCGUGGUCUCGAACGGAAGGUUGACCACUCUGGUGCUUGGCCUGCGAACAUUGUUAGCAUCUUUACUGGCAUUGAAGGGUAAUGAUACUCUCGAGUACCGAUGACUGAAUGCCCGCGCCUCCAACGGAAGAUGUCUUUGCUGGAAUGGUAGUCAUGAUGUAUGAGGACAAGGUUGUUUUGGUACAGCAGUCUCUUGGCGAGGCGAAGUACAAUGAUGCACACUGUUUGUGGUUGUCCUACCUACGAUAGUGAGAUGAGAC